Messenger RNA from Rhopilema esculentum, 8293 nucleotides. NCBI's taxonomy places the organism in Eukaryota, Metazoa, Cnidaria, Scyphozoa, Rhizostomeae, Rhizostomatidae. The record is from RefSeq and is a predicted model, not a curated record.
UAAACUACAAAUAAUCAACAUGAGAUUAUAUGGCAUUAGCUUUUAAUAUACCAUUUUGUGACGAAACUUGUUACUAUUGCUUUAACAUUAUAAUACAUAUAAUUUCUAGCGUUUUGUUCACAUUGAAUUGUGUGCUACUUGUCUAACUGCAUUUGUCAAAUUUCAAAGCCUUGAUUCAUAUGAGAAUAACGAAAAUACACAGGUUUUAUAGAAUAUCCUAUUAAGCAGGAAUGUAGUGAAAAACUUACUCAUUUGAAAAAGUAAGGUAUGAUGUUUUAGACAGCAAAUUGCAUUGAAGAGAUAUAUAUGAUAUAUGUACAUUAUGAUGCAAUAAAUUUUACACUGCAUUUAAACUUCUCUUCAUUUGCUGAAGAUGUUUUGCAAGCGAUCAAAAUUAUGCAAAAAAAACGCUUCAGUUUUAAAGCACGCCAUUCAAGUAUAUAAUGUUUUAUGUAUUACUUGAUAUUACGGGCAGCGGGGUUGAUCAGUUAUCGCCUGUGAACCGAGGCUUACAGGCAAUCCAGUGGAUCAUGGAUAGCAACCAUUAUUUGCAGCGCAUCUCGUUUCCGGGAAUGCAUUCCCUGACCGCAUUCCCUGAUUUAAAACAAUUUUCUCUCUCUUUUGGCGCAAUCUUUGGCCUAAGAUAAAUUGGGUGGUUGUAACAACCAAUUAUCUACCAUGGUAAUGGAAGAUUGCUGCCAUUUUUGGCUGUGAGGAUCAAGCUUUGAAAAGAAAGAAACUGAUCUCAGCUUGCUUCUUUUGCAGUUGUUUAGUCAGGCAAGUCACGUCGCCAGAUACUGAGAAACAAAGAGCCAGGGCAUACGGUUCGGCCUUGGCCAGGCCCAGGCUAAUUUGAAUAGGGAUUGUUCACAAAAUUAAAAAAACGCGUUUAAAGUAUCUAAACACGCAACAGAUAAAUUAUUCAUUGCUGCCCUUUCAAGCAUUUAUUAAUCUGGCUUCAUUUUUUAUAGAAAGACUUGAAAUAUUAAUUUUCAUUCAAUGUUUGUGAUUGAACAUUUUUUAGUCCUUGACUUCAACCUACUGCAAUUCUUCAUUUGGCCACAGCACCAGUAUGUUUAUGUUGCAAAGGUAGAGGUGAUUUGAAGAAAACUUUGAACUUCGGGUAAGAUUUUUCUGGCGCCCUUCUAGCCAUUCCAAGAUUUUGUCCGUAUGAAGUUGAUUUUAAAAUAGUUUUUGCCUAAUCGAAAUUAUAUAUCCUUUUUUAUCUUGAUCAUUGCAAAGCUUGAACUAAGGCAUCUACGUAAUACUAAGAUUUGAUGGAGAUGCGGACCUAGCAUCAACGCGGUUUCAAGAGUACUAUAUAACUUUGAUGAAGAAAUGUCACCUCAUUCUGUUUCGGGCAAACAAAGAAAGAGUUUAUAUACAUAUGAGUGAGAUCCAGCUUGAAGAUUUCAAUUGACAUCAAUCUUGAUUAGAAAUAAGAACGUUUUUUAAACCAGUUUGUCCAUCAAUGCUCAAACCCGUAUUUCAACUUUCUUGUACCGAAAAGCUGAAAUUGUUAAUGAAGACAUUCGCUAUUUCUCAGUUUAGCUAUUGUCCCUUUAAUUGGUUAUUGCACGAUAGAAAAUGGAAUAAUAAGGCAAAUAGCAUUCAUGAAAAGGCCUUAAAAAUUUGCACACAGAGACAAUGUUUCUUGUUUUGAAAAUUAUUGCAAGCUGAUAGUACGAUGAAUCAUUUAUCAGACGUAUUUGCAGUUGCUCACGGUAGAGAUCUACUAAACAGAAUCAAUUUUGGAAAGGAGAUACCUCGCAAUUUAAGGUGUGUCGAUAACCUUCCAAAUGUAAAAACAACUUGCUUUAGAUUCGAUCUGAUCAAAUUAAUGGUGAAAAUGUACGAGAGACACAAACCAAUUUUCGUAAAUAGUUGGCCUUAAUUUAUAUUUUAAACUAGAUUCAUUUGCAAUCUUCAAAUAAAAGUAUUACUUACAAUAAUGAAUGGUUGGGCCUGGAAAACGUUGUGCUUACACAAUCCAUGCCCGUGAUGAAGGCAAAUGACAAAAAAUAACACUGCUUGGUCGAUAGAACAAAUCAUAAUGUCUCUGAUAACAAUAUUUUUUGUUGGUACAGAAAAUUAUAAACGGCUUUGAAAAUAGCAUUAGUUUUUAAUCAUUAGUAAUGUAGUUGUAUAUAGUUGUCUAUUGGCCAUGGGGUAGUCAUUAUCUUUCGCUUUCAUUGGUAUCAUACAUCAGGUGUAGUAUAGUAACUAGCAGGGACGCCGGAGAGGGGGGCGCAGUGGGUCGACCGCCCCUGUUGCCUUUUGAUAGGAGGGACGAGAGGGGCUAAAGUGACCUUUUCAUAGAAGUAUCCUUGACGCCGGCCUUUUGUAGGAAAUCUUUGAGAUUCACACGAAAUCCUGAUUGUAGUGCUUAAUAUAUGACGACAGUUCUCGAAACUUGUGAAGAAAUUUCUUAUACCAAAAUUUAGCCGAUUUUUAAGAUACCGACAGAAGACAGAAAGGAAAUGACAGUUACCAAAGAAUUGUGGGUAGCUGGGAAUUAAUUUUUUCACAUGCCCUUUUACUCAAGUCUGUCCCCUUGCCCCUUGGUCGUUCUGGCGCCCCUGGUAACUAGGAUAAGUAUAGUAGAAAAUAACAUGUAUUAUAAUAUUGUAUAUGCAUUGAAAAAAGCAGGCAUUUUGAGUCAUACUUAAACUUUAUGUCAGAUACUCUCCAGAGUAUAAAACGAAUUUAUUCUGUCAAAACAAUAGCGGCUUUCAUGUUUAUAUAAAUAGAUUUCAAAACUGCUAGAUGGAAAGACGAUCAGGCUCUACCAAUGAAAAGGGGAAAGUGGCAAUCUAAAGUAACAUGAUAAUAUCAUUGAGCAGUUUUUCAAUAUGCAGUUUUAGUAUAAAAUGUAUAAAAGCUCUGAGUUCUAGUACCAAUCACGAGUCACUUGUCAACAUGAUAAAAAAUGUUUUGAAUUCUUUUGAUUGUAAGAUUAAAACUUGUCAGUCUUUCAAAGGCGAAUUCUGGAUUAUUACGAGGAAUUCACUCAAAAGCAGCGCCGAAGAACCGAGAAAAAUGAUCGACCAGGGAAAAGUCACGAAGAUUUCUGCACUUGGAAUCUUGUCUCUGAUCUUCGUGAAGAACUUGGCAAUAAAUGGAGAAAUCUUGCGUUUAUCCUGUGCGGUAUUUGGAAAUUUCUCGGUGUUACAUCAGGACAGGUCGUUAGCAGCGACUUUUCGUACACUGGACGGCGUGGACGAGCAAAGCUGCAAAUCUAACUGCAUCAUGAACCAUCAAUGCAAGUCUAUUAACAUAAAUGAAGACGAAAGCAUUUGCGAGUUAAACUUCAGAUCUGAUCAAGACCCAAAAGACACCAUUCAGACAUAUUAUAGACAAAAAUGGAAAUAUCUUUCUACAAAUUAUACGGAAACCUUGAUUGGACGUAACUGCAAAACCUUUGGUAAAUGUUCCAAUGGUUAUAAAUGUUAUGAUACCUGCUCGUGCCCAGGCUAUCAGUGUGUUGAAAUAGAUGAGUGCGCAACUGGUACUCAUAAUUGUCACCAAAAUGCAAAAUGCUCAAACAGCGUCGGGUCGUUUUCUUGUCAAUGCAACCAGGGUUUUCAAGGAAAUGGCAGCAUUUGUAAAGACAUCGAUGAAUGCAAAGAAAAUUUACAAAACUGCAUCAUUAGCCAAAUCUGUCAGAAUUCAACCGGAUCUUACUCCUGCUUUGCGUUUCAUAGGUAUUUUGGGAAAACAAAAUCUUGGCUAGGCAUCAGCAACAUUGCUUAUAACAAGGCAUCGAGUCAAUCAUCGACUGAUGAUCCUGGAAUACUCUCUAGCGUGGCUAACGAUGGUAAUCGCAUAGUGCGUGAAAAUCUUUGCAUUAUUACUUUAAAGCAAUGGAAACCUUGGUGGCGAGUGAAUCUCAACAGAAAAGCUGCUGUCAAAGGCAUUAUCGUCAUUUUUCAAUAUAUUUUUGGUGGUGUUCUGCACAGUGUCAGCGUUGGUAACGACUAUAGCAAUGGAGGAAUGAAUAACCGACUUUGCGUAGAGAACGUGACUAUCGAAUACAGAAAAUUACGCAUGCUCGUUUGCCAAACAACGUUGUAUGGGCAAUACGUUACUGUCUUCACAUACCGUUAUGCUCGUUUGAGAGUGUGUGAAGUUGAGGUCUAUGAAGCUAAUGUGGCAUACAGUGGAACAAUCAACGAGUCAAAAACAGUGACUAUCGAUGGCACAACUUUGGAUUCAUUCUCAACGUAUGGUAACACUACUGGCCAAAUUCGGUCGCUCACUCCUUCCUCUGAGGCAAUUGGAAAAUCUUGGUGGAGUGUGGACUUAAGGAGAAAAGCCUCAGUUAAUAUCAUAGUUUUGAAAGUUGGUUUCUAUUGGGAGAAUCCUUUACCGUUUAAUAUUAGUGUUGGUGAUUGGGUUUCCCGUUUUAGAAAUGUGAACCAAUUUUGUGUCACUGACGGGCAUGUAAAUAAGAAUGGAACAAAGACCUUUCAAUGCCCAAAACCAUUGGUUGGAAGAUAUGUAACAAUUUUUGCAAACAGAACAACAACACUACAAAUUUGCGAUGUUCACGUUUACGAAGGUUUCUACUCUUGCAAUGAUUGGUUUGCAUUUGGAGAGAGAAGAAAUGGCAUCUACACAAUUCUUGAUGAACAUAAUGCAGCAUUCAAUGUAUACUGUGACAUGACAUCAGAGAAAAAUUCCUCGUGGACUCUAGUCGCCUCCUACUCUUUGGAAAAUUUGGAAUAUUUCAAAACAGUGCCGUUCUACUUCGACCGUCCUUUAAAUGAGAAUAACUUUCAAUGGGGAAUGUAUAGGCAGCAAAAAUCCAAAAUGAUGAAACUUAUUACUGUUUCGUCGAAUUGGAGGUUUACAUGCAGUUUUCCUGACUAUGGAAUUGAUUACCGUGACUAUUUAAGAGUCAACACUACUCAGCUUAACCCAUUGACCUAUAAAGGCACCGGAAACCAUGCAAUUGUUGAAUUUUUGAAUAUACGAGGACAGAGUGCAGAAGAUAUAUCGAUUCCAUUUUGGCAACAAGAUCAUGCCAUUCUUCAUACAGACUCAAGCCAGCCUGAAUAUCCUGGCGCCUUUAAGCUGGAAAGUGUUUCAAGUGAGGACAAUUUUGGUUAUUAUGAUAACUGUAACUCAAAAUUUAGAUGCACUGAGAGGCAAAACAGUACAACCCAGCUUUGGUUUGGGGGAUUGCGAUAAAGAUAAAACCAAACUGAGAUAAUUAAGUUUAUCAUUACACUAUGUAUGAUGCUUGCUAAAAAUACUAGGAACAACCAACAAUCUAUUUUGUGAUUUGUAUUUGUAUUUCAUUUCCAACAAAUUACUUUUUGCUUCCCCUACCAUUUGAACAAUGUUGAUAGUCAAGACAUAUUAUUUAUGAGUUACUCAAGGAAAGAUUUCUCCUAAUCUCAUUUGUCGUUCUUAGGGGAAGAGGGGAUGAUUGACGUUGUUGGUAUUGUAGAUAGAGGAUUUUCGUAGAUAGAGAUUCAAUAAUCAUCUCAUUUUGCUAGGGGUGUUGCGACUAUAUCCUGUGCCCAUACGGAUAAAAGAUUUCAAGGGUUGGAAAGGUCCGUUAUUAUAACAUUAAUAGAGUUGUUAUGAAUUACACGCUAUAGAGUAAGAUUGACAAAAUGUAUUGCAGAAGUUUGUGUCAGCAACUAGAAAAAAAACAGGCAUUUAUUUUUUUAUCAGGUAAACUCCUAGUCAAUACAAACACCCCCCCCCCCCCCCCCUCCAAAAAAGGCCUGCCUCGCGACGGCCAUGCAUUUAUCUAUCAGACAUCUUUUACUAAAGAAAUUGCCAUCAGCAAAAUCUUUUGCAUACUGAUUAAUGCAAGACAGAACAUGAAUAAUAGUUGUGUAGCUCUGUAGUUAGGUAGAUAAUAAAGGUAGGAGAGAUUGGUAUAAACCAUAAUGUGUUCGGCCAUCGAAAGGUUUUGGCUUGUUUAACAGCUUUUUGUGUAGCUUAGCCCCGUGAGUAAGAGGCAAGUGGGUCGAUUGUGUCCCUUAACAAAGAUGGGCACACUGGUGACCAAACUGCCGCUUUUUAAGAUAUGACUUUAAGUAACACGGUUGUUUUGAAAGAUCAUAUCUUUACUGGGGACGUUAAACAAUGUUUUACGAAUAUAUACUUCGACUUAAUAUAGAAGAUAACGUGCAUUAUAAAUCCAUAUUAAGCACUGUAGAAAGAUUUAAAAAACUUAUUAUAAAAUAUAAAUUGGAGCAAAAUUUAUACAUUACUAAAAACUUAUUUUUUGUGAUUUCUGCUAGGAUUGCAUUACCAUAUUUUGAAACUUAUUAAAAACUUCGCACGCUUGGGGAAAUCUCCUUUGUACUCUAAGCUGUUAGGCCCAUAUCCAAGAGCAAAAGCAAAUUAAUCUCAAGGUUCUGUAAUUCGAUAUAUGAGUACUGUUUAUUUCUUCAGAUACUAGGCUCCUUACGAUAACAAUGUAUGUAUUAAUUCAGUUUCGCGAUACUCGCGUUCACGUCAGUUCUUCAGAUUACAAUCAAAAUCAAAACCAUAACCAAGGUGGUUGCGCAUGACCAAAAUUGUCAACUAUUGUCUUACCGAAUAUGGUAAAAAUGUCCUUAUAUGUGCUAUUUCUUACAAAACUACUUCGCGUGAAUUUGUAAAAAUAACUUAUAUUAGAUUUUAUUUUUGCUUGCUUCAAUUUCUCAUGUUCUACCAAUCUUAUAAAGAAAUAUUAUCUUUGGUAGAUUUUCUGUAGCGCUUACCAACACACGAUGAAAGAACAAGCAAGGCAACAAUGUGAAUUACUUUAUACACGCACACCCUCAGUUUUAUAUGUAACACAUGUCAACUGGGGGUACUCAAGAUUCCUAACUUAACCUUGAGAACAUAAGUUUCAUUCAAAGUUUUUCUUCGGGGACUCUUUUUAUGACGUCAUUAAUACAAACAUUGGCUAUUCUUCAUCGAAUUUUAGCAGAUAUUUAAAUAUUUUGUUGUGGUGGGGUUUUUGCAGUUACAAAUCUUGCGCCUUGUCAUAACUUUUGCCACAAAUUUUCACCCAAUUUUCUAGUUCUCAGAUUUUUUAAAAUUUUUAUCGGGGAAAAGCCAAAAAAUCUCUUUGUUAAACAUUUGGCAUUUUGUUGCCCACGAGAGUUCUUUUCAUUACAGAGCAGUCGAAUUAUUCAUGCGCAGAUGUACCAUGAUACCAGCCAAAUGUAUCAUAACAUGAACAUUGUGAAGGUGUCACAUAAUAUUAUGCCAACAUCAAUUACAAAUGUAACUUACUCCAUAUGUGUAACAGUGUAUAAAUUAAAUUAUUACGAUGGCUUUGUCUCACUAAAAAUUAAAUGCAUUUGUUUUUGAAUAUUAUAAUUUGAUGAUGCAUAAAGAAUGUCUUACGUGUGGCUUAAAUUUUACGUACAGCGUUUACAUUAACUUCUUGUUGUCUGCAUAUAUAAAGUAGUAAAUUUUCAUAGAGGUUUUGAAAGCUUUUAGAAGAUAGCUGCUAGCUUUUACAUAUUUUACACUGUGAUUUGCGGGAACACGACAGUAAUUCAAAAUCUCGACUCUAAUUGAAUCAUACCAUAUUACUGUGGCAAAUAAGUCAAGGGUAGUGCAUUCCAAUCCAAUGUUGAGUGGUGGCAGUGCAUCGAAAAGCUGCAUUUCGGGAUCCAUAGUAUCCAAAAUAAUCUUCACUGUUAACGGGUCCUUCCUUUGCUUGCAAAAAAUUGAUAUUUUUUGCAGGGUCAAUGUGAAAAUGUUCUCCUUCAGGUUGCCAAAAAUCAUCUAAUUGCUCCGUAGUGCUGUACCCCUCUAAUGUUUACAAUUUCGACAAGUUUGGGGGAUGCAUGUAUAUAACAGCAAAGUGGAUCAAAUGCAGAAAGUUUGAAUCUGACGUAGUCUCGAUAAUCAAUGCCAAAAACAUCGAAGCUGCAUGUUGCUCUCCAGUGGGUUGAUCUUAACUUGAGUUUCUCGAUCCUUGUCUUGCUGAGUCUAAAAAUGUGAAAAUAUAGAUUAAGAAGCAUAUUCAUUUUUUCUUAAUGCUCUAGUAUGUGCGAGAAUAUUAUUAUUAAAUCCGACUAGUGAUCAAAGAUCGUAAAGAGCUUGAAGCACCUUCGAACCCUCCUGUUCUAUAAAUCACAGCUUUGAUAAAGGCUUGGUAUAAAUACCUUUACCUAAACCUCUAUCAAACGUAGAAAGCAUUUCCCAAUUAAUUUCUAAACUUGUUUUUAUUCAACACCAAAUAUGUAUUUUUGUUUGUUUUAUGAUUAUUAUCAUUAUUUUUACUAUGCAAAUGAUGAUUAGAAGUCACACAUUGCAUUGUAUCAUU